CUGUGAUAUGGUGCGGUGUCCUCGUAUCAUUGUAUUUCACUAGGAAUCAAGAUAAUAUAUCAGAUUAAAAAAAAAAAACAUAAAUGUAAACUAGACGGCAUUUUAAAUGAUAAAGCUUUAAUUAAUUAAUUAAUUUUGUUUCACUUAUCUGAAUGUUUCACAAUGCGUUACUUGUGUUCUGUGUUUAAAAAGUUUUCGUCUUUUAACGCUUUAUUUAUAUUAUUAUCGACAUGUAUAUUUUUAAUAGUGGCUUAUAAAUCGGAACUCAAAUUCAUUUCUAUGUACACCAGUGAUGUUGACUAUGUGCGGUUUGUAAGUAGCUAUGGAGACGGCGAAUACGAUUACCAUAAACGAAUAGUCGAUUCUUAUUAUGACAAAAGAAAGAAAUGGCAAACAUCGAAUUUAGGAUCCAUUUUGUUUCAAAACUUCACACGUGAAUCGCACACUGAAACAAAAGAAAAGCGAACAUUCGUAGUUUUGAUAUGGAAAUAUUGGAAAUGGCUGGUAAAUCGUCAUGUAAAUAACUUUAGUAGUAAACGAUUAAAUGACCCCCUAAGCGACUGCAGUGUCAAGAACUGUAAAUUCACAGGAAACGAUGAAGAGAUAUCGACAGCUGAUGCUGUAGUAGUACAUAUACAAAGAGGCGUAUUCCCUGAUGUAAAAAAGAGGAAUCCAAAACAGAGGUGGAUAUUUUUGAGUGACGAGUCACCGGUCCACGCGUUUUCAAUGGCGAAAAGUAGACCGAAUCUGGCUGAUCUAGCCAAUAUUUUCAAUUGGUCUAUGACUUACAGAAGCGAUUCCGACGUGCCGGUACCAUACGGGCGCACGAUACCCUUACAAAAACCGAUAUUGAGUGGAAUAACAGAAGACUCUUUGUCUACACUGGUUCCGUAUUGGAAAAACAAACGCAAGGAUGUAUUGGCCACGAUUCUUAUAUCGAAUUGUGGCGUAUCUAAAAGAAUGGAUUACUUGCACCUGUUAGAGGAGCAUUUGGCAGUUGAUGUGUAUGGAAAAUGCUCUUUGGAUCACAAAGAAAGCUGUCCCGGACAUUUCAGAGCAGAUUGCAAGUUGGUGUCGCAAUAUUUAUUCUAUUUAGUGUUCGAGAAUUCACAAUGCGACGAAUAUUUGACGGAGAAAUCGUUCCAACACGCCUAUAGCAAAGGCGCUAUACCUGUGAUAAUGGGGCCUAAAGUUGAAGUCUGUCAAGAGUUGCUACCACCAGGUUCUUUCCUACAUGUAGACAGCUACGAUAGUGUGGAACAUUUAGCAAGCGAUAUGAUGAAAAUAAGCAAAGAUAGCAAACUUCUUCUUAGUUACCAUCGAUGGAGGAAUGACUUUGAUGUUGUCAAUGAGCAUGGAUACUUUGGAUCGAAGUCUUACCACUUGUGCAGGAUAUGUGAAGCUUUGAACUAUAAUGAUGAGGAAGAGAAGGUGUAUGACGAAAAUAGUCUGAGAUUAUUUUUUGACGAAGCGUUAUUAUGUCGAUAACCUUAAACUGCUUAGGGGUGGCGCAAUAUAUUAUUAUCCAUUAGUGGAUGCUCGAGACUCCGUCCGCUUGAAGGUCUGUUUUGAAUGAAUGAAUUGAAUGAAUUCCAUAUUAUAUAGUCAUACUUGUACGUAUGGGCAACAAUGUGGGGUCUUAUUAUAUUUAUAUUUAAUAAUACAUAUUUAUGAAUAUAAUAUGAAUAAAUAUUUACGAUUUU
Molecule: messenger RNA, 1703 nt
Organism: Bicyclus anynana (squinting bush brown)
Lineage: Eukaryota; Metazoa; Arthropoda; Insecta; Lepidoptera; Nymphalidae
Product: 4-galactosyl-N-acetylglucosaminide 3-alpha-L-fucosyltransferase FUT6-like
Exons: 5
Coding region: 163-1488 (441 amino acids)
Cellular component (GO): membrane
Molecular function (GO): alpha-(1->3)-fucosyltransferase activity
Source: RefSeq, a predicted model, not a curated record